CGCCGGCGGAGGGGAUUGGAGCGGCGGCGGCGUGCGGCGGCAGACUGGUGCAGCGCCUCGCGCUCGCGGCGAGACCUCCUCCUCUCGUCGUCGCCCUCCUCCUCCUCCUCCUCCUCCUGGGUGCCUUGACGACACCUCUCGGUCCCGCUCGUCGCCGCCACCGCAUCCCCGCCGACGCGGCGCUCGGAGGAGGAGGGAAGACGGAGCUGGGCCGCCGCCGUUACAGGGGUCCCCGGCUGCCGCCCGUCGCCCCCGAGGUCGACCCUCUGGCGGGGUCCCCGCUUUCUCCCGCCGCCGCCGCCGCCCGCGCCUGCCUGUCGCCGCGAUGGGGCUCCUGGACUCGGAGCCGGGCAGCGUCCUGAACGUGGUGUCCACGGCGCUCAACGACACCGUGGAGUUCUACCGCUGGACCUGGUCCAUCGCAGAUAAACGUGUGGAAAAUUGGCCUCUGAUGCAGUCUCCAUGGCCUACCCUAAGUAUAAGUACCCUUUAUCUCCUGUUUGUGUGGCUGGGUCCAAAAUGGAUGAAGGAUCGAGAACCUUUUCAGAUGCGCUUAGUGCUCAUUGUCUAUAAUUUUGGGAUGGUUUUGCUUAACCUUUUUAUCUUCAGAGAGUUAUUCAUGGGAUCCUAUAAUGCAGGAUAUAGCUAUAUUUGCCAGAGUGUGGAUUAUUCUAAUAAUGUUAAUGAAGUCAGGAUAGCUGCUGCUCUGUGGUGGUACUUUGUGUCUAAAGGAGUGGAGUAUUUGGACACUGUGUUUUUUAUCCUGAGGAAGAAAAAUAACCAAGUUUCUUUCCUUCAUGUAUAUCAUCACUGUACUAUGUUUACGUUGUGGUGGAUUGGAAUUAAGUGGGUUGCAGGGGGACAAGCAUUUUUCGGAGCCCAGAUGAAUUCUUUUAUCCAUGUGAUUAUGUACUCAUACUAUGGGUUAACUGCAUUUGGCCCAUGGAUUCAAAAGUAUCUUUGGUGGAAGCGAUACCUGACCAUGUUGCAGCUGAUUCAGUUCCAUGUCACCAUUGGGCACACAGCACUGUCUCUUUAUACUGAUUGCCCCUUCCCCAAAUGGAUGCACUGGGCUCUAAUUGCUUAUGCAAUCAGCUUCAUAUUUCUCUUUCUUAACUUCUACGUUCGGACAUACAAAGAGCCUAAGAAACCAAAAACUGGAAAAACAGCUGUGAAUGGCAUUUCUGCAAAUGGUGUGAUCAAAUCAGAAAAACAGCUAGUGAUAGAAAAUGGAAAAAAGCAGAAAAAUGGAAAAGCAAAAGGAGAGUAAAUUGAACUGGGCAUUAACUGUUGUUGAUGGUGAGAAAACUCCUAUGUCAUAUAAAAUUUCAGGGAAAACAAGCAAAGGAGGGCUUGGGGAUGGGGAGAAAAGGCAAAUGUGCUCUCUCUACUAGUAUCCUUUAGACUGAGUAAACUGUAAAGUAUAAUCCCCAGAUGUUUUAUUUAUGAAGUUUUCAUUUUAAACAUUUUUUAAAUUAGCCUUGAUGUUGUUCAGACCAAAGCAAUCAUUAUGUGACUUUGGAGACUUUCGCCCUGUUCACAUCCAGUUGUCUAAAGGAUGAGAAUUUUUUUUACGUAUCUUAAUAUUCACCUGUUCUUCAGUCUGAAUUUUAGACGAUCACAGAAACAUAGUCUUUAUGAAGUUUUUUGAUAAAUUAAUUGCUACUGAUGGAAAUCAGUUACCUUGUAUUUUCUUGUUAUAACCUGGAAAUAUGGAUACAUUUAAAUUUGUGCAUUUGAAUUCAUUUGCUGACCAGAAUGGUCAAAUGUCUUCACCUCUAGUCAGAAUAUACCAUUUUGGUUUCAAUUAAAUUUUAAAAAUCCGCUGAUCUCUGUAGAAUCUUAGAUGCUUGAUGAUGAUGGUUUUGGUGAAAAUAAGAAAGAAUUACAGUAAAAUCCUGUCUGGUAACUCAAAGGUCACCAUGACUUGAGGCGCAAAUCACUGUGGGGAAACAAUUUUUGUGAUGAAAAGGCAGCCUUUGAAUACUCCUAUUGCUAGCAGAAAUUUAUUAUGAAAAUUAAGAUUAUUGUCUGAUUAAAACAUGAAACAACUCAUGUCUUUAUUAGUAACAUCAUAAGAUAGUUACAUUUACAUGCUGUUAGAGGAGAGUAUGUUGAUUUUUAUCAGGCUUUCCUUGUUUUGAUUUGUGGCUGUUACUGAUUUUUCAUAUGUGGAAAAAUACCUACCUCUUCUGUUGGAAAGAACAUAUAAAAUUAAAUAAAUUUUAAUGAAAAAAAUCAAGGAGUCCUCUAAUGUAAAUUUUAAUAUUAACUCUCAAAUCCACUAGUAUUUUUUUUUUUUUUGCUUUUUUCAACAAAUGGCAUACACCUAACAUUUCUGUGGAAACUAUCCUUCUCUUUCGAUAUGUUUAAUUUUGGAGUGAUAUUUUCCUUGUGACUAAGUUGCAAGAUCUUAUUUAUUAACUAUAUAGAAAGUAUAAACCCAUUUUGGUGCAAUAUUCUUGACUCCUUGGUGCUAAAGAUUGUUAAAUUCAGUGCUUGAUGUUACAAGGUGUUAAUUGUUAAAAUGAGUAAAAGGGAAGUGUAGUCAGAACUAUAAAAUUAAAUUUUCUAUUUACAAAUGAAAUAUUUCAUGUAAUAUAAAUGAACAACUGGAAAUAAAAUAGGGAAGGGAACUUAUACCAUGUUUUAUUACAUAGGUUAAUUUGUUAGGAGAUGUUGCACAGGGAUCAUUAUAGAAAGAGAAAAUGUGACAAAAAAAGCAUGAAUAUUACUAAGUAUCUCACCAACAUGUCAAAACUGCAUGUGUAGGAUGUAUGCUGUUUGUACAGGAAAACUAUUUCAGAACAUUUUGUAAACUAUAAAAUAUUUAUUGUGCAUUAAAAUUAUAUACUUUUCCCCCAAAGGCAUGCAGUCAUGAGAAUUAUAGAAAAUUUGCCACACACACAGUAGUUUGGUCUUAGAGGAUUCAACACUUUUGUUUUUGCUCCUCAGUGUGUAAUGACUAGAGAUUUGUAAAUCUUUGUGAACAAUCUGUACUGGUUCCCAAGAGCUGUUCAUUCCCUGCUACCUGAUUUCAGCACAAUAAAUACACUACUGCUGUGGGAAAAAUAA
Messenger RNA from Microcebus murinus (gray mouse lemur), 3075 nucleotides. It is a transcript of the gene ELOVL4, whose product is annotated as ELOVL fatty acid elongase 4. The record is from RefSeq and is a predicted model, not a curated record. Gene Ontology annotation, cellular component: endoplasmic reticulum membrane; endoplasmic reticulum. Lineage: Eukaryota; Metazoa; Chordata; Mammalia; Primates; Cheirogaleidae. Gene Ontology annotation, biological process: very long-chain fatty acid biosynthetic process; fatty acid elongation, monounsaturated fatty acid; sphingolipid biosynthetic process. Gene Ontology annotation, molecular function: fatty acid elongase activity.